UGAGGCUCAAUGAGCCUUUAUUCCAGGCACUGCUGGGGACACUGCUGUGAGCACAGCUUUGGAACUGUCCAGAUGAAGGAGCCAGGACACUGGGAUCUUGAAAGGUGACAACACGGAGCUCAUCUGUUUGCCUUCCUAAGUGACAAUGACUCUGCUGCCGACUGUGCAGAGGGACUUGACCCACAGGACCUAGGCCAGCUGUGGGGGAGGGGAGCCAUGAGGCUAAGCCCCUGAGUCCCGCAAGUCUUCCAGAGCCCCCUCCCUGCCCCUCCUCUCUAGCUCCAGCCUGGCCCCCAAGCGCAGCUGCAGUAGAUGGCCCAGUUGGAAGCAGCCCCUGGCCUGCAGCAGCAUGGGGUGCCUAUGCCCGUGAGCGUGGAGGGGGCCCCCAAUGUCCUGGAGGAGCACGUGGAACUGUGGUGGUCCCAGGAGCCCCGGCGUGCGGCCCUCUGCUUCUCCGUGGCUGUGGGGCUGGUGGCAGGCUGCGGGGCUGGCGGGGUGGCCCUGCUCUACUCCACCAGCAGCCGCUCAGGAGAGUGGCGCCUCGCCACGGGCACCGUCCUCUGCCUGUUGGCCCUGCUGGUGCUGGUGAAGCAGCUGCUGGGCUCUGCCGUGCAGGACAUGAACUGCAUCCGGCAGCCCCGGCACGUGGCCCUGCUGCGCAGUGGGGGAGGAGCGGACAGUCUCAUGGUCCUGGUCAGCGGCCUGGUGCUGCUGGUCAGUGGCCUAGUGCUCAUUGGCCUGGCUACUUCCUCCACUUCUACCCCUGGCCCCAGCCCCAGCCCAGCCAGGCCCCUGACCACUAUGCUAACUGCAGGCAUUGUCCUGGGCGCCAUGGGGGCCCUCCUGCUGUUAGGAGUGCUGCUGUAUCAGGUGGGAAUGGGAGGCCGCUGCCUCCUGCCCACCUCGGCUACCGCCUCUGGUCGAGGCCGGAGGCUAAGGGGCAGCAGCAUCUUCAGCAUCUCUGGACGGCUGCCAACCACACCCAGCAUCGCCAACCUCCUCUGACUGAGCCGCAGCAGCAACUGAACCCCCCUGGACUUUCACUGGUAACGUCCAGGUCCAGCUACCAGCCUCUACCCUCUGCCUCCACCUCAUUGGGACGCCCGUACCACGAGGAGCCACCUUCUUGUCUUCAGCCUUCAGCCUCUACCUCCACCUCCUGCUAUCCUCUGACCUCCAAUACUUACCUCCAGGACCCUUCCUCAGCCCCCGUCUCUGUUCUCCCAUCUUCCGUCAUCACUAACAGGUCUGACUUACAUGUGGUCUUGGUGAAUGUGGUCCUGCUUGGGCAUGUGUGUUUUCUGUGAUCAGAAGCCCCAUUUCUGUCCUGCUGUCCCUUCCCCACACAUGAAAACUCCAUCCUUCUUGGGGAUCACCAAACUUCCCACCUUCCAGCAGCCCCCUAAAAGUGGCCAAGGAGGAAAUCUUCCAUCCCAAGUCAGAGACUCCCUCUGGACCCCUUUAAAUGUGAUGAUAUUUGUAAAGCAUUUAGCACAGCACCUGGCAUAUAAUAAAUGGUUAAUAAAUGCUUCUUA
Dromiciops gliroides (monito del monte) is the source of this 1535-nucleotide messenger RNA. RefSeq names its product transmembrane protein 125 (gene TMEM125). The coding region runs from base 313 to 1005 and encodes 230 amino acids. Lineage: Eukaryota; Metazoa; Chordata; Mammalia; Microbiotheria; Microbiotheriidae. The transcript is spliced from 2 exons. The record is from RefSeq and is a predicted model, not a curated record.